Molecule: messenger RNA, 569 nt
Organism: Alternaria alternata
Lineage: Eukaryota; Fungi; Ascomycota; Dothideomycetes; Pleosporales; Pleosporaceae
Exons: 2
Coding region: 168-437 (89 amino acids)
Source: RefSeq, a predicted model, not a curated record
UUCUUACAACGAAGAUAUAAGAACCUACCACCAUUCAUACUUGUCCACUCACCAUCCGAACAACGCAAAAGGCAUACAGUUACCAAGCACACUUCUCUUUGCCAUUCAUCCUUAUCAUCUUUUCCCAAAUCCACAAAAUUCUUGUUCCCCAUUCCCAACUUUUCAAGAUGAAGCAGUCCAUCAUCGUUUCUAUCCUCUCCAUGGCUAUGGCUGUUUCGGCAGUGCCUACAAGCAUUGCGCCCACGAACAACGGAAAUGUAAACCAAUGCAGCGGCGGAAACAACAAACAAGUGUGCUGCAACAACGGGUUGCUCGGUCUCCUGACCUGCAGUGUUCAGGUGCUUGGUGGCGCUUGUGAUGGCUCGGUGACUUGCUGCAACACCCAGGCCGCAGAAGGCGUUUUGAUCAAUGUGCAACUACUCAACUGUGGCCUCUGAUCUGGAUUUCUGGUUUUGCGACCUGGUGUAGGGAUUCUCAGGAAACGGAGACAGGAGGGGACGGAGGAGGAGGCAAGGGCGGAGGUUGUAGGAUACGAUACUUGUACGGCUUAAUGGAUAUUCAACAUGUCA